Chironomus riparius is the source of this 521-nucleotide messenger RNA. The record is from the annotation of a GenBank genome assembly. Lineage: Eukaryota; Metazoa; Arthropoda; Insecta; Diptera; Chironomidae.
UGAAAACUGUUCAGUGUAGAGGAAAUUUUUCAUAGCAUUUUACUUCCUCACUGAACGGCUCACAAUUUUUCAGUCGAAAAACACUGGAAAAUUUAAUUUUCGUAUUAAAUAGACAAUAAAGGUAAUUCCAAGACAGUGAAAAAUGGCUAUUGAAUUGGGAGCAGCCGUGCGAGUAUCUCCAUUGAUCAGAUUUGGACGUUGGUCAUUCCUUGGUCUCGGAGUUUUAUAUGGUGCCUAUCAUCAGAAUCGACUAGCUAAACGUGAAGUCGGUAUCCGAGCGAUUGAAAAUGAAAAGAAGGCAAUUCGUGAUGCUAAGGCUGGAGAAGAGAAAAAGAGAGCACUCGAAGAGGAAGCUAGAGCAAUUGCCGAACUUUCAGCACCAACCAAGAAGUAAAUCGAGUUUUAGAGUAUAGAAAAUCCCGCGAAGAUGAGGAGAUCCAAAAUGUUCAAUAUUUGAUUUGUCCUUAAAAAGCCGAUUAAAAAUCUAAUUGUAAUAAAAAUAAUAAAAAAAUUUGGAACCU